AUGGGAAAAAUUGUUGAUUUACUGUCGCAUCCAGUUGAGCUUAAAUCAGCCCUAAAAUUGAAAUACAUUAGACAACCUUUGUUCACGAACAAAGACACUAGGGGGACGCCUGAAUUGAUCAGAUGUUAUGAACUCUUGAACUUGACCUCAAGGUCAUUUGCUGCAGUUAUCAUGGAACUACAUCCUGAGUUACGUAAUGUUAUUAUGUUAUUUUACUUAGUUUUACGUGCAUUGGAUACUGUUGAAGAUGAUAUGACCAUCGAUCCGCAAUUGAAAGUAAAAGUUUUGCGUGAUUUUGAUUCGAAAUUGGACCUCGAAGAUUGGUCAUUCAACGGCAACGGCCCAAAUGAGAAGGAUCGGGCUGUUUUGGUUGAGUUUCCCUGUAUCCUAAAGGAAUAUCAUAAAUUGAAGCCUGCUUAUCAAAAGAUCAUCAAGGAAAUUACAAAUAAAAUGGGGAACGGUAUGGCGGAUUAUAUUGUCGAUGAGAAUUUCAAUCUAAAUGGUGUUCAAACUGUGAAAGAUUACGACCUGUACUGUCAUUACGUUGCAGGAUUAGUCGGUGAUGGAUUAACCCAAAUGAUUGUUCAUGCAAAGUUUGGUACUUCCUCUCUAUAUGAGGGAAACACGCAAUUAUUCGAAAGUAUGGGCCUUUUCCUACAAAAGACUAAUAUCAUUAGAGAUUACGCUGAGGAUUUGGAAGAUGGCCGCUCAUUCUGGCCACGUGAAGUCUGGUCGCAGUUUGCUGAUAAAUUAGUCGAUUUCAGUUCCAGCAAUCCAAAACUUCAACGCAAAGGUAUUGAGUGUAUUAACGCAUUGGUAUUGAAUGCGCUCGGUCACGUGAUAGACGUCUUGACGUAUCUGAGCUCUUUGAGAGAACAGUCAACUUUCCAGUUUUGUGUUAUACCUCAAGUCAUGGCCAUUGCAACCCUGGAGCUUGUGUGCAACAAUCCCGACGUUUUGAAGACCAACGUCAAGAUCAGAAAGGGAACCACCUGCUACCUCAUUUUGAAAUCGAGAACAUUGAGCGGUUGCGUGGAGAUAUUCCAACACUAUUUGCGUCAACUCAAGGCUAAGAUCCCGGUCGACGAUCCAAACUACCUGAAAAUCAAUAUCCAGGUGGCCAAGAUAGAACAGUUCAUCGAAGAGAUGUAUCAGAACAAGUUGCCAGAGGGCGUCAACCCAGUCCAAACAGAACCAUACCGUUUGACUUUGGAGAGGUCCAAGUGGGAUGCCAAAGUCACCCCAAUCGAACAAGACGAAGAAUUCAAGUUCAAUCUGACUAUGACCAUGUUAAUGACUUUUGCAGCUGCCAUUUACUUUUACUACGUUAAAUAG
Zygotorulaspora mrakii is the source of this 1335-nucleotide messenger RNA. RefSeq names its product bifunctional farnesyl-diphosphate farnesyltransferase/squalene synthase (gene ERG9). Gene Ontology annotation, molecular function: squalene synthase [NAD(P)H] activity. Lineage: Eukaryota; Fungi; Ascomycota; Saccharomycetes; Saccharomycetales; Saccharomycetaceae. The coding region runs from base 1 to 1335 and encodes 444 amino acids. The record is from RefSeq and is a predicted model, not a curated record. Gene Ontology annotation, biological process: ergosterol biosynthetic process; farnesyl diphosphate metabolic process. The transcript has a single exon. Gene Ontology annotation, cellular component: endoplasmic reticulum membrane.